AUGAAUGCACUCCUGGUCCUGGCCCUUGUGGGAGCUGCUGUUGCUUUUCCUGUUGACGAUGAUGACAAGAUUGUCGGAGGAUACACUUGCCAGGAAAAUUCUGUGCCCUACCAGGUGUCUCUGAACUCUGGGUACCACUUUUGUGGAGGUUCCCUCAUCAAUGACCAAUGGGUGGUGUCUGCUGCUCACUGCUACAAGAGCCGCAUCCAAGUGAGACUGGGAGAGCACAACAUCAAUGUCCUUGAGGGCAAUGAACAGUUUGUCACUGCUGCCAAAAGCAUCAGGCACCCCAAGUUCAAUUCGAAGACCCUGGACAAUGACAUCAUGCUCAUCAAGCUAGCUUCCCCUGUGACCCUCAAUGCCAGAGUGGCCACUGUAGCUCUGCCCACCUCCUGUGCACCUGCUGGCACUCAGUGCCUCAUCUCUGGCUGGGGCAAUACCCUUAGCUUAGGUGGUAAGUUCCCUUCUCUAGUGGUAUUCCAGUGCCACAGCUAG
Messenger RNA from Peromyscus maniculatus bairdii (prairie deer mouse), 495 nucleotides. Lineage: Eukaryota; Metazoa; Chordata; Mammalia; Rodentia; Cricetidae. The record is from RefSeq and is a predicted model, not a curated record.